Molecule: messenger RNA, 3368 nt
Organism: Alnus glutinosa
Lineage: Eukaryota; Viridiplantae; Streptophyta; Magnoliopsida; Fagales; Betulaceae
Product: leucine-rich repeat receptor protein kinase HPCA1-like
Exons: 21
Coding region: 359-3214 (951 amino acids)
Biological process (GO): protein phosphorylation
Molecular function (GO): ATP binding; protein kinase activity; protein binding
Source: RefSeq, a predicted model, not a curated record
UGCCGGCCUUCUUCUUCUUCUUCUUCAUUUUGUCUUAUUCAGCGGAGAAACUUAAAAGAAAUGCUGCCGGAGCUCAAACAUUGAAACAACCCUUGACGCUUGUAGAGCUCAGCACGCACAACUUGUUAUUGUUAUUAUCAUCCUUACCGUUGAGAACUCGUGGGGAAAUCAAUCAAAGACCGACGCACAGCGGUCCUUUUAUUAUAAUUUACGACACCCCGCCCCCCCUUCUAUCAAAAAAAAAAAGGUUGCUCAAGUCAAUGUUGUUAGGUGGCUUUCAUCUAAAACUUCGAUCUCCAGCAUUUCCAACAGAACUAAAUUGAAUUCUGAGAUUUGGAAGCCUUUUGUUCGUUGAGAGAUGGGUCAAAGGACGCAGCUGAUUCUGCUGCUGCUUUUCAUCCCAUAUUUCGUUAUGGAAAGUACAGCCGGUGAUGACUAUAAUGGCCUACUUUCUGUAAAGAAUGAUUUGAUGAACACACCACCAAAUUGGGUAGGUCCUGACCCUUGUGGUAGCAAAUGGGAUGGGAUUGUAUGCACCAAUUCACGUGUGACCACCUUACAAUUACUGAGCAUGAAUUUGUCAGGCAGGCUAUCUGGCGAAAUCGAGUUGUUGUCUGAGUUGCAGGCUUUGGACCUGUCUUACAACAAGUACUUAACAGGACCACUUCCACCUUCAAUUGGGAGUUUAAAGAAGCUAGUUAUCUUAAACCUGAUUGGUUGUGGGUUCUCUGGAUCUAUUCCAGACACAAUUGGAAAUCUACAGCAGCUAACCACUAUAUCUCUGAAUAAUAAUGGCUUUAGUGGACCAAUUCCAGCCUCUAUUGGUAAUCUUUCCAAUCUUAAUUGGCUGGACCUAGCUGUAAACCAGCUUAAUGGACCUAUACCAGUCUCUCCUGGUCUUGAUAACCUACUUCAUGCAAAGCACUUUCAUCUCGAUAACAACAAACUCUCAGGCGAAAUUUCACCUCAACUUUUCAGUUCAAAUAUGAUUCUGUUACACUUGAUUCUUAACGGCAAUAAUCUCAGUGGCAGUAUCCCUGAAACCAUUGGAAGUGUGCAGACUUUGGAGGUGAUACGCUUUGAUAGGAAUUCACUAAGUGGGACUCUGCCUUCGAACCUCAGCAAUCUUGUUAACGUUCAUGAGCUGUACUUGUCCAACAAUAAGUUCAUUGGUUCUAUUCCCAACCUUACUGGCAUGAGCCUCACCUAUGUGGAUAUGAGCAACAAUAGUUUCACUGCUUCCGAUAUGCCUCCAUGGUUUUCAACCUUAAAGUCUUUGACGACAUUAGUGAUGGAAAACACACAACUUCAAGGACCAGUUCCUAGUUCCAUUUUCAGCCUUCCCAAUUUACAGACUCUGACACUAAGGAACAACAAUCUCAGUGGUAGCUUAGAUAUUGGUACCAGCUAUAGCAGCAAACUGCAACUCGUUGAUUUGCAGAACAAUUCUAUUAGGCACAAAGUAGACUCAGCUGGCGGAUACAACAAGAACUUGAUACUUGUGGAUAACCCAAUUUGUAACACAUCAGAUACCACAGAGAGUUACUGUGCGGUUUCCCAAUCGAAUACUCCCCCAUACUCCACGCCACCAAAUAGCUGUCUGACUGCUCAAUGUAGUUCGAAUCAGAUUUCCAGCCCUAACUGUAAAUGUGCGUAUCCAUACAGCGGAACUCUAGUCUUCAGAGCUCCUUCCUUUUCAAACUUGGGGAACUUCAGUUACUACAUAGCACUUCAGAGUUCUCUCUUGCAAUGUUUUCAGAAUUUUAGUCUUCCUGUGGAUUCAGUUUCCCUGAGUAAUCCAAUCAAAGACUCAACUAUGAACCUUGACCUGAGCCUAGAUGUCUUCCCAUCUGGCCAAGAUAGUUUCAAUCGAACAGGAAUUUCUAUUAUUGGGUCUCUACUUAGUGGCCAGACUUUUAAGCCUCCGCCAGGUUUUGGACCCUACUAUUUUUUGGCUGAUCCAUAUGGAUACUAUGCAGGAAUAUCUACAGAAUCAAAAAAGUCUUUGAGCAUAGGAGUUAUAAUUGGAGCGGUAGCUGGUGGCACCAUCCUGCUGCUACUAUUACUCCUUGCUGGGGUUUAUGCUCUCCGUCAAAAGAGAAGAGCGGAAAGAGCUUCUGAGCAAUUAAAUCCUUUUGCACACUGGGAUCCAAAUAACGGCAGUGGUGGCAUUCCUCAGUUAAAAGGGGCUAGAUCAUUUUCUUUUGAAGAGCUGAAGAAGUACGCCAACAAGUUUUCUGAAGCAAAUUCUAUUGGAUCUGGAGGAUAUGGAAAGGUUUAUCGGGGGAUUCUUCCCGAUGGUCAACUGAUUGCCAUCAAACGAGCUCAGACAGAAUCUCUGCAGGGUGGGGUUGAGUUCAAAACUGAGAUUGAACUUCUAUCUAGGGUUCAUCAUAAGAAUCUUGUCAGUCUUGUUGGUUUUUGUUUCGAUCAGGGUGAACAGAUGCUGGUAUAUGAGUACGUUCCAAAUGGUACUCUUAUGGAUGGCCUUUCAGGGAAGUCAGGAAUCCGGUUGGAUUGGAUAAGAAGACUAAAAGUUGCCCUUGGUGCAGCCAGAGGUCUGGCGUAUCUUCAUGAACUUGCCAACCCACCUAUUAUACACAGGGACAUCAAAUCAACCAACAUUUUGCUGGAUGAGCGCUUAAAUGCAAAAGUUGCUGAUUUUGGUCUUUCUAAGCUUAUGGGUGAUGCUGAAAUUGGCCAUGUCACUACUCAAGUUAAAGGGACAAUGGGCUACUUGGAUCCUGAAUAUUACAUGACCCAACAGUUGACUGAAAAGAGUGAUGUAUAUAGCUUUGGAGUGGUACUGCUGGAGCUGAUAACUGCAAGAAUGCCAAUUCAACGGGGGAAGUAUAUUGUCAGGGUGGUACAGACAGCAAUGGAUAGAACGAAAGUAUUAUACAACCUCCAUGAGAUUCUUGACCCAGCCAUUGGUUUGCAGACAUCACUGAAAGGAUUAGAGAAGUUCGUGGACCUGGCAAUGCGUUGUGUUGAAGAAUCAGGAGCGAAGAGGCCUGCAAUGGGUAUGGUGGUGAAAGAGAUUGAGAACAUUAUGGAGCUCGCUGGUUUGAACCCCAAUGCUGAAUCUGCAACCACUUCAGACAGUUACGACGUAAAGAAGGAGAAUGCCCACCAUCCUUAUAGCCAUCCUUACAGCAAUGAGGGCUUUGAGUACAGUGGGGUUUAUCCAACUUCAAAGAUAGAACCUCAUUGAUUAUCCUUUUGCAUUUUCAUGUGGAGCUUGGUACUGCUAGUUUGUAUUGGAUUGAAGAUGUUGUGAUGCUUGUUUCAGAUGACAAAGAACCAGAAUCACAAUUGAAAUGCGUUGUAUUAUUGUCUCUCUUUUUUUUAAUGUAUUGUGGUGGAAA